Messenger RNA from Penicillium arizonense, 1812 nucleotides. Its product is annotated as FAD-binding oxidoreductase. Bases 1 to 1812 code for a protein of 603 amino acids. Gene Ontology annotation, molecular function: oxidoreductase activity; FAD binding. Lineage: Eukaryota; Fungi; Ascomycota; Eurotiomycetes; Eurotiales; Aspergillaceae. The transcript is spliced from 2 exons. The record is from RefSeq and is a predicted model, not a curated record.
AUGUGGCCCGUGACUGUUGCCGUAUUUUCUCUCGCCGUCACAGCAUCCGCAUCUGCUGUGUGCAAAGUGACUCCUCAUGAUGCAGAAUGGCCUACUCAAGCAGAGUGGGCGUCUCUCAACAAUUCUAUCGACCAUCAGCUUCUGAGCACCGCACCCGUUGCUUCUUCCUGCUGGAAUGGGAAUCCGUUUGGGUCGCCAGUUUCUUGCAGUACCGUCAAUUCCGCCUGGGCAAACGCCUCGUGGCAGUCUCAAUUCCCAGAGUCCAUUGACUACCCAAUCUUUGCAAACAAUUCGUGCUUGCCACCUAAUGCCUCAGGCUACGUCAAAGGGCGUGGUUGCUUGAUUGGCGGCAUGCCACAAUACAUAGUGAAUGCCACUUCUGAAGAGCAAGUUGCGACAGCACUCAAGUGGGCGUCUACGCGUAAUAUCCGUGUUGUCGUUAAAGGAACUGGUCAUGAUCUGAACGGAAGGUCAAGCGGCGCCUACGCCUUGUCUAUCUGGACCUAUAAUCUGCGCAAGUUGGAACGCCACACAUCAUGGCGGGACCCUUCCACGGGCCGCUCUGAGGAUGUAUACAUCGUUGGCAGUGGCCAACAAUGGGGUAAUGUCCUCAACAUGGCCCUCGAGCAAGGCAGAGUUGUCACUACAGGCCAAGAUCCUAGCGUCGGACUCGGCGGCUACAUCCAGGGCGGCGGCCACGGUCCGAUUUCCCGGACUUACGGUCUUGCAUCUAGCCACGUCCUUCAAAUGACAGUUGUGACGACUGAAGGCCAAGUUCUGGUUGUCAACAAUGCCGAGAAUCAGGAUCUAUUCUGGGCACUCCGUGGUGGCGGUCCAGGUCUGUAUGGUGUGGUUACCGAGUAUGUCAUUAGACAUCAUCCGGCACCACGGAAUGUGGUCAUGGGCAAUCUUCUCAUUGCGCCUAAGGGCAGCAGCAAUCACAGUGCAGAAAUGUCCUGGGAUGCAGCUGUGACGCAUCUCUCAUCCCUUCCAGAUCUUAUGGACGCCGGACUGGCAGGAGCCUGCAUGGUGGCCGUUGGUGACAUGGCUAUGUCAUUUGGGUCACUCGAUCAGUUCACAUCGGGUGUGGUGAUUAAGCAGGUCUUCUGGUCAUUCAACUCCACUCCUGCUGCGAUGAAGACGCUGGUAAAUCCAGUUAUAGCCAAUAUCACCCAGGCAGCUGGGGGCAAUAGCAGUAUUUCAGUCUCGUUUACUGCAUCUAAUACCGGAAACUAUUCCUCUUUCUAUAGUGCCAUUUCUGGCAGUGAAGUGGCCGGUGGAGAGAGUGUGGUAUCUAGCCGUCUUCUCGGACGGCAUGAGCUUAUUGAAACACCUCUUCAGAAGCAGAAAGAAUACCUCAAGACUGCGAUGCGCUCGCAGAACGAAACAGCCGGAACCUAUGCAACAGUCGGGCUUCAGGGCGGACCAGGUGUGCGAAACACAGCCGAGGAGCAAUGGGGCGCAUUGCUUCCCGCUUGGCGCUCCGCAUAUCUCCAUUUCAUAUCCAAUGGCGCUACUGUGGACUCGAAGGCCGCAAGUUCACCAAAAUUGGCCCUGCAAAAAGCAGCCCAUUGGAACGAGGCCAAGGAGCGGAUGUGGAGAGAGUGGUCGCCCAAUUCAGGUGCCUAUAUGAACGAAGCCAAUCCGUACACCAGCAACUUCAAGCAGGAUUUCUACGGCUCGAACUACGAGCGUCUCGUGCAGAUCAAGGCCAAAUAUGACCCCAGCUAUAGUCUUUUUGUUCUCUCUGGUGUGGGAAGCGAUCAGUGGCAUUAUGAUUUGGAUACCGGACGACUUUGCAAAGGUAACUGA